GAAGAAGUCAAGAGAUUAGUCGACGCUUAUGUGGUUAUACUUAAGAAAAAGUUUAAGGACAGCCUACCGAAGUUGUGUCAGUUAGAGCUAAUAGACUCGACCUCUAAGUUCAUUGCCGUCGACUUCAAGGUCCGUAUCCGUCAAUCAUACGACUCGACCGGCGAUAUCAUUGGUGACGAUCCCGAUAGAGAAGUCAGGAUUGAUUUGGAGACCCAACAGACCCAUUACACCGAAGCCAUUGAUAUAAUCGACAAGUUUUCACACAUGAAAUUAUAACACAUUUGUAGCUUUAAGUCA
Messenger RNA from Oppiella nova, 297 nucleotides. NCBI's taxonomy places the organism in Eukaryota, Metazoa, Arthropoda, Arachnida, Sarcoptiformes, Oppiidae. The record is from the annotation of a GenBank genome assembly.